CGCUCAGCUGGGGCUUGGGGAGGUCCGCGUAAGAGCCGCCUGCCCGCCGGCCUCCCUCGGUCCCUCCCCAGCAGUCACUCGGAGCACUGCCGCGGAAACGAUGGAGCCGGGCUGGUGGCCGCAGCUGGGGCUUACUUUUCUGCAGCUCCUUCUCAGCUCGUCCUUGCCCAGAGAGUACACAGUCAUUAAUGAAGCCUGCCCUGGAGCUGAGUGGAAUAUCAUGUGCCGGGAGUGUUGUGAAUAUGAUCAGAUUAGAUGUACCUGCCCGGGAAAGAACGACGUGGUGGGUUAUACCAUCCCUUGCUGCAGGAACGAGGAGAAUGAAUGUGACUCCUGCCUGAUACACCCAGGUUGCACCAUCUUUGAAAACUGCAAGACGUGCCGAAACGGCUCAUGGGGGGGUACUCUAGACGACUUCUACGUGAAGGGCAUCUACUGUGCAGAGUGCCGCGCGGGCUGGUACGGAGGAGACUGCAUGCGAUGUGGCCAGGUUCUACGAGUCCCGAAGGGUCAGAUUUUGCUGGAGAGCUACCCCCUGAAUGCUCACUGCGAAUGGACCAUUCACGCCAAACCUGGGUUUAACGUUCAGCUAAGGGUUGUCAUGUUGAGCCUGGAGUUUGACUACAUGUGCCAGUAUGACUAUGUGGAGGUCCGUGACGGCGACAGCAGUGACAGCCAAAUCAUCAAGCGUUUCUGCGGCAACGAGCGGCCGGCUCCCAUCCGAAGCACGGGCUCCUCGCUCCACGUCCUCUUCCACUCAGACGGCUCCAAGAACUUUGACGGCUUCCAUGCCAUCUUUGAGGAGAUCACAGCGUGUUCCUCGUCUCCUUGUUUCCAUGACGGCACUUGCCUCCUUGACAACAGCGGAUCUUACAAGUGUGCCUGUCUCGCAGGCUACACUGGGCAGCACUGUGAAAAUCUCCUUGAAGAAAGAAACUGCUCAGACCCUGGGGGCCCAGUCAAUGGGUACAAGAAAAUUACAGGAGGCCCUGGGCUUAUCAAUGGGCACUAUGCGAAAAUUGGCACCGUCGCGACCUUCUUUUGUAACAGCUCCUAUGUUCUUAGCGGCAAUGAGGUGAGAACUUGCCAGCAGAACGGAGAGUGGUCGGGGAAACAGCCCAUCUGCAUAAAAGCCUGUCGGGAACCAAAGAUCUCAGACCUGGUGAGAAGGAGAGUUCUUCCAAUGCAGGUUCAGUCAAGGGAGACGCCAUUACACCAGCUGUACUCAUCAGCCUUCAGCAAGCAGAAACUGCACGACGCCCCUACCAAGAAGCCAGUCCUUCCCUUUGGAGACCUGCCCCCAGGGUACCAACAUCUGCACACCCAGCUCCAGUACGAGUGCAUCUCGCCCUUCUACCGCCGCCUGGGCAGCAGCCGGAGGACGUGUCUGAGGACUGGGAAGUGGAGUGGGCGUGCCCCGUCCUGCAUCCCUAUCUGUGGGAAAACUGAGAACAUCACUGCUCCGAAGACCCAGGGGACGCGCUGGCCGUGGCAGGCCGCCAUCUACAGGAGGGCCGGUGGGGUGCAGGCGGGCAGCCUGCACAAGGACGCGUGGUUCCUGGUCUGCAGCGGCGCCCUGGUCAACGAGCGCACCGUGGUGGUGGCUGCCCACUGCGUCACCGACCUGGGGAGGGUCACCGUGAUCAAGACGGCGGACCUCAAAGUCGUCCUGGGGAAAUUCUACCGUGAUGACGACCGGGAUGAGAAGAGCCUCCAGAGCUUGAGGGUCUCUGCAAUCAUCCUGCAUCCCAACUACGACCCCAUCCUGCUGGAUGUGGACAUCGCCAUCCUGAAGCUCCUGGACAAGGCACGCAUCAGCACCCGCGUCCAGCCCAUCUGCCUGGCGGCCCCUCGGGACCUCAGCAUCUCCUUCCAGGAGUCGCGCAUCACUGUGGCUGGCUGGAACGUCCUGGCAGAUGUGAGGAGCCCGGGCUUCAAGAAUGACACGCUGCGCUCUGGGGUGGUCAGGGUGGAGGACGCACUGCUGUGUGAGGAGCAGCACGAGGAACACGGCAUCCCCGUGAGCGUCACGGACCACAUGUUCUGUGCCAGCCGGGACCCCACUGCCCCCUCCAACAUCUGCACAGCAGAGACGGGGGGCAUUGCAGCUGUGUCCUUCCCGGGACGGGCGUCCCCUGAGCCCCGCUGGCAUCUGGUGGGGCUGGUCAGCUGGAGCUAUGACAAAACAUGCAGCCACAGCCUCUACACAGCCUUCACCAAAGUGCUGCCUUUUAAAGACUGGAUCGAGAGAAACAUGAAGUGAGCCUCAGGCCCCUCGAGAAGUGUUUCCGUGCAUCCUUCCGUCUGUGUGUUGCCCGAGGCAGUGUGGACCGGAAGUGUGAUUCUGCCCAGGAAUUUGGCUGUGCCAGGGCUUCUGAUUUCAAAACGAGUGGAGGGCAAGUCGAGCUUACUUUCUGGUAGGCCACCGCCUCCCUGACUGCUGGGACCGUUUGGAAGGUACCAGGGCUGCUUGCAAGAACUCAGUUUCUUCAAAAUAGACUAUACGAGUAGCAAAGAAAUCCUCCCCAUUCAACCAACCCAGUGGCCUUCCCCACCCACCCUUCAGUGGUGCAAAUGCCAUGGUCUGCUCUGGUUGAGAGAGGGUUGACCGGCUUCAUCAAGUCUCUUCCAAAGCUCCAACCAGACCGAGUUCGAAGAGCCGCCUGCAGGACAGCCCUGGACAGUGGAGCCUUGCUGUGGCAUCGGCGUCCUCGCACACUGUCACAGCACACAGUGGUCCUUUUCCUUCCCAAUCCCCUGUACACACUUUAAUAAAACAAGGGUUGGCUUCUGACCCACGGAAC
This is a messenger RNA of Hippopotamus amphibius kiboko, 2804 nucleotides long. RefSeq names its product peptidase domain containing associated with muscle regeneration 1 (gene PAMR1). The record is from RefSeq and is a predicted model, not a curated record. The transcript has 11 exons. The coding region runs from base 101 to 2263 and encodes 720 amino acids. Gene Ontology annotation, molecular function: calcium ion binding; serine-type endopeptidase activity. Gene Ontology annotation, biological process: proteolysis. Lineage: Eukaryota; Metazoa; Chordata; Mammalia; Artiodactyla; Hippopotamidae.